UCUUCUCAUUCUACUGUGAUAUCCGCCUCUCUGGCUCAGGCAGCGGCUGCUUUCGCACAUCGAGCUGCCGUUAAAGCUUCCCGACUGGCAGACUGGUUUGAGCCUGUUGGCGAGGCGCCUCUUGGCCAGGGUGCACCCUCCACCACCUCACCCCACUUCCUUCCCCCUCAUGUGCCCAGGAUUUUUAACCUCGGCGUUGGGGCUCCGGUAGCUCCGGGUCUUGGCCCAGGCCCUGUUGGCCAGCAUCAUAUACGCCAUGCUGCUGCUUUGCCCGGCCCACCUAUGCCACCACAGCAACAAGCACACCAUCUUGUUGCGGGGCCCCCUGCUGUGCCUUUAGAAGCGGCCGAAGUCCUUUUGCAUGACCCUGGCCUACAUCAUCAACUGGCCCCUCCGCCAGUCUUCCCGGGUCCCGGCGCUGCUCCUGUCCAUGCUCAGCUUCCGGUCAACCCAAUCGCAGGGCCUGUGGCCGCACUUGCUUUCUUCCCUCCUGUCCGACCGGCGCCUCUCCAGCUCGGAAUGGCCGCAGGUGUUCUGCCGCCCAGACGCCAAGUCGGUCCCAUACAGGCUGGAGUCGCUGAGCUGCCUCAUGCACAGGGCGGAGGGCGCCGUCGAGGUGCUUCUCCUCCACUUCCUGCCCAACCGGCCCUUGCGAUAGCUGGCGGACUUGGUCAGAACCUCGCAGGGCCUUUGGCUCCUGUUCCCGGCCAAUUGCCUCAGCUACAAGUUAGGCCACAAGCCCUCCAGCAGCAUGCCAAUAUAGUGCGAAAUUUGCCUGCCGCAGCUGCUGUGCACAUGGUGCAAAAUCCGCAUCAUCACCAUCACCAUAACCAACAGCAUGAACAAUAUCUGAACCAUCAUUAUAUUCAGCACAAUCAACACCAGGGACAAGCUCAACAUCACAACCACCAUUCGGAUGCCUCGCGGGCGGCUGUAGCUAUCUCUGGAUCCGGUCUGGUCUCUCCUCUUCCCAGCCUCUAUCAUUGGAUUAGUCUUCCUCAAUCAAUCACCAAUCUGACUAAGCUAGAUUUAGUCCACUUUACCGUUGCUGAUCCAUUUGUUAACUUUACGGCACCCAAACUACAGUCUUUUGUGAUGAACAACUGUGUUGGGCUUCAACGGUCCAUGCGGUUCAUGCGACUAUUCUAUGCCUUGGCUAGAGCACCGCAGUUGGCUCGUCUGGAACUAGUUGCUGCCCGCUUUAUCGGUGAGUUUCAUUCAUAA
This is a messenger RNA of Protopolystoma xenopodis, 1224 nucleotides long. Lineage: Eukaryota; Metazoa; Platyhelminthes; Monogenea; Polystomatidea; Polystomatidae. The record is from the annotation of a GenBank genome assembly.